This is a messenger RNA of Torulaspora delbrueckii, 1026 nucleotides long. It is a transcript of the gene MRP51, whose product is annotated as mitochondrial 37S ribosomal protein bS1m. The transcript has a single exon. Bases 1 to 1026 code for a protein of 341 amino acids. NCBI's taxonomy places the organism in Eukaryota, Fungi, Ascomycota, Saccharomycetes, Saccharomycetales, Saccharomycetaceae. Gene Ontology annotation, molecular function: structural constituent of ribosome. Gene Ontology annotation, cellular component: mitochondrial small ribosomal subunit. The record is from RefSeq and is a predicted model, not a curated record. Gene Ontology annotation, biological process: mitochondrial translational initiation.
AUGUCGCAUCUGGGUCAAUUGCUAAGACGGUCCAGGCUGGCACAGGUGGCGAAGAGUCGGGAGCCUUUGGUGGGCGGGAAGCCACGGUAUUUCCCCUCGCACCAGGUCGUGGAGACUAAGCCGGCUACUUUCGAGAGACAGGAAUGGGGGCUUAAGGCAGCGAUUCCAAAAGGUGUGAAAUCGAGAUAUUUGGAGUUUAAUGAGCUAGAUACUUUGGAGAGAAUCGCAACUUUUGAAGCUGGGGGUGGUUCGCAGUGGAAUCGCAUUAGGUUCCAGGAGUUGGGGGUUGCUCCAUCGUAUAACCCUGGUAGAGCCAACCCAUUGUUUGAAGGUGAAUCAUCGAGUCAGGAUCGUUUGGCACCUUUAUCAUCUUUGCUGGCGGUCGAUGCUGGAAAGGCUAAUAGCGCAUCGCACAGAUUGGUUCAGAUGAAGGCCUUACGUGGUGAAUUUAGACAAUGGUUGCUUGAAAAGGAUCCAGAAGCUUUGAAGAACAAGUCAUUCACGGCUAGAGAUAUGAAGGAGAGUGCAGUGCAGUUUUUAAGUGAGCGUUCUGCGAAGCAAAGUGGUCGUUUGGCCUCCAGCAAGGUUAUCGGGACUGGGGGGCUCACGUACAAUUUGCGUGGUAAGUUGAAGAAUUCACCUAAUGGAGUGGUCCAAAAGAGUAUUGUUCCAGGUAGAUUCUUGAAUUUUGAUGGUAACGAUAGGCUGGCUGCAGUUGGUGGGUUUGUUGCCAAUGCAACUUCUUCAUCGCCCAUGACAUCCCAGGUCGCAUAUAACAUGGGUGAUUUUAUCAGAGAACUCACAUUCCCCUUUGAAGUGCAACAAGUUUCUGUUGAUGACGCCGGGAAGGUUAUGGUCAGGGCUCAAGUCGUCAGUGGUAUGAGCCAGCGUGCAAAGCGCUCCAUUCAGGGCAAAAGGUAUCAACAGAGACCUAUUCAAAGAUCAAAAAGCAACAACGCUGUCGGUGCCAUGGAUCCAAAGAUGAAAGCCGACGAGUUGCUGAAUAUCCUGCACGAUUUCCACUAG